CAAAUUUUAUCCUUUGAGAUGGUUGAGGUGAGCAGCUGAUUGAGAAUGGCAUCUACGUCCAGUUCACGUGUUUGGGUUUAUCUUCGUAAAGGAGUUGAAAACAAACCACAAUUGGCGAAGUUUAUACAGAGUAUAUUGGACUUUUUUGGUUACCAUGAACACAUAGGAGAAGUUAGUUGUGUACUUGAUGACAACAAGUUAAUAAUUUCAGACAGUGGAGAGAACCGUGUCACAAUAAAGAGACCAAUGUCUUGUCCAAUUCAUUGCAUCAAAUCAGAUCAGAUUAGUGCUGUACCCGAGUCAGUCCUACAGCGUGGAGUUGAUGUUGUAGUAUGUACGUUAUUGAGAACCAACGACAGAAAGACUCUCCUCGCAAGAAGAGCCCAAGAUUUAAGAAUCUUUCCUGGUGUGUGGGCCCCUCCUGGUGGACAUGUAGAGCUUGGCGAAAGUUUAAUUGAAGCAGCUUUUCGGGAGCUACAUGAAGAAACUGGCCUCUUACUGAACCCUGAAGUAUGCCCUAGUAAAAUGAUUGGCUUGUGGGAGUGUGUCUAUCCACCAUUUUUAUCCAGAGGUCUACCAACACGACAUUAUAUAGUUGUGUAUAUGAGCACAAGUGUAGACCAAUGUCACGAUGACCUUGAUAAAAAUAUCCAUUUACAACGUAGUGAAGUAGAAGCAUCUGCAUGGCUGGGUGAGAUGACCGUUCAAGCUAUUGUCGCUACAGACGGGGAAAGUACAUUAAACGCAAACGAAUACAAUUUACCAGAAAGUUUUAUUGCCACUGUACUGGGAAACGAUUUAAAGCAACACCACAAAGAGUUGGACACUUCUAUUUUUUUUGCAAAAGCUCCUUUGUCUGGUAAGGACAUUGAAAGCGUCCUUCCAUUAACCAAAUUUGGUUUAUCGCAAUGGCUGAAAUUCAACAAUAACAUUACAUCUUAA
Molecule: messenger RNA, 942 nt
Organism: Saccoglossus kowalevskii
Lineage: Eukaryota; Metazoa; Hemichordata; Enteropneusta; Harrimaniidae
Product: m7GpppN-mRNA hydrolase NUDT17-like
Biological process (GO): NADP+ catabolic process; NAD+ catabolic process
Cellular component (GO): cytosol; peroxisome
Molecular function (GO): NADH pyrophosphatase activity
Source: RefSeq, a predicted model, not a curated record